GCUCCUCUGCUCCCGUAGCCCGAGGGACUGAAACUUCCGUGGGCGGCUCCCACCGCGUGGGCGCGCCAGCGACAGAGAGAGGGAGACCGGACGCGGGCAGCAGCAGGAGCCGGAGUGGGCAGCCCCUGGCCCCGCGCCCAGCAGCAGCAGCGCGGCCGCCGCCAGCCGGGCGGGCUCUGGGACUGCAGGGGAGGUGCGGACACUCGCAGCGUCCCGAGCGGUGACCGGAGCCAUGAGGACCGAGCACGGGGUGGCGGAGGCAGAGCGCAGCCGGUCGCUGCUGCACUUGCUGCCGGGAGCACUGCGCGCACUGCCCGCCUCCUUCGCUGCUUCUCGCCCGGGGAGUGAAUAGAGGCAGAAAGCAUCCAGCAGCUCCGGACCCUGAUGCUGAAACGCUCCAGCCGCAGCCUGGCUCCUGGUCGGCAGCGGGGCGUCCCCUCGGGGAUGCACAAGGAAGGGCGGAUUGCAAGCCAGGCUUCCAGGAAUGUUUCUUCUGCUAUGCUCCUGUGAAGGCCGAACCUAGCAGGGACAGGGUCACUCACAAGGAGGGAUGACUUAGACCCUGGCUCUGCAGCUUCGGCUUCGCCUUCUCAGAGGGGGAGUGUUCCUCACGGAAAGCCCCUGGGAUCGCCGAGCCAUAACUUCUCGGGGGAGAUCCGUGUCCUCUAGAGACAUCACCAGUGCCCAGGGCAGUGCCAUGUGGGGCGGACGCUGCUCACCUUCCACCUCUUCCAGGCACCGCGCGUCGCUGCUGCAGCUGCUGCUGGCCGCGCUGCUGGCGGCGGGGGCGCGGGCCAGCGGCGAGUACUGCCACGGCUGGCUGGACGCGCAGGGCGUCUGGCGCAUCGGCUUCCAGUGCCCCGAGCGCUUCGACGGCGGCGACGCCACCAUCUGCUGCGGCAGCUGCGCGCUGCGCUACUGUUGCUCCAGCGCCGAGGCGCGCCUGGACCAGGGCGGCUGUGACAACGACCGCCAGCAGGGCGUAGGGGAGCCUGGCAGGACGGACCGAGAAGGCCCAGACAGCUCCGCAGUCCCCAUCUACGUGCCGUUUCUCAUCGUUGGCUCCGUGUUCGUUGCCUUCAUCAUCCUCGGGUCCCUGGUAGCAGCGUGCUGUUGCCGAUGUCUACGGCCAAAGCAGGAUCCCCAGCAGAGCAGAGCUCCAGGGGGCAACCGCCUGAUGGAGACCAUUCCCAUGAUUCCCAGCGCCAGCACGUCACGGGGCUCAUCUUCUCGCCAGUCCAGCACGGCUGCCAGUUCCAGCUCCAGUGCGAACUCCGGGGCCCGGGCUCCGCCAACGAGGUCGCAGACCAAUUGCUGCUUGCCGGAGGGAACCAUGAACAAUGUGUACGUCAACAUGCCCACAAAUUUCUCUGUACUCAACUGUCAGCAGGCCACCCAGAUCGUACCCCAUCAAGGGCAGUACUUGCACACUCCCUACGUGGGCUAUGCGGUACAACAUGACUCUGUGCCCAUGACGCCGGUGCCUCCGUUCAUGGACGGCCUGCAGCCUGGCUACAGACCAGUGCAGCCCUCCUUUGCUCACACUAACAGUGAGCAGAAGAUGUUCCCUGCAGUGACCGUAUAGCCUGCAGCUCACAGAUUAGACUCCUCUAUGAGACUGAGCAACACAGGGCCUGAUUCUUGCUCCAGAAGUCGGCUCAAGUUCGUGGUAUUCCGGUCGCUGCUUUUCCGGAUGACUUCAUUCACCCCCUCACCUAUAAGGGGACAUCUCCAGAGCAGCGCGUCUGUGCGUGUGUCCAGAUUCAAAGUGGAAAAGCACGGCCCCUGGUUGCCACCUGUGUCCUCAAGCAUAUGACGAAUGCUUGAGCUCCUAAGUGCCCUUGAGGUGUGGCUGCCAGAGUCAGGGCUUCAAUGGUGCUGUUACUCAUUGCUUCAGCGGCACUGGAGAAUGCCUGUUACCUCCCCGCUUACCUGGGCUGUUUUAAAAAUCAGUGUUCAAGGCUGAAAGGAGAUGUAAAUUAUAGAAUUAUUAUGAAAAGAAGCAAGCUUGAACUCCGACCCUAGUCAUCGGCCUCAGCCUCCAGAGGCGUGUCUUAACUUCAUUGUAAAAGAUAUAGUCUGUCUAUUUUUAUGCUUUGGGGGAGGGGAGGCUAUUAUGUGCUUUUUUUUGUUUUGUUUUGUUUUUUUGAUAACCGUGUGUAGAGAUCUUAUUAAGUGAUUUUCUACAUUAAAAAGAUUGGAAGAAAA
Molecule: messenger RNA, 2208 nt
Organism: Rattus rattus (black rat)
Lineage: Eukaryota; Metazoa; Chordata; Mammalia; Rodentia; Muridae
Gene: Shisa2
Product: shisa family member 2
Exons: 2
Coding region: 698-1585 (295 amino acids)
Biological process (GO): negative regulation of Wnt signaling pathway; negative regulation of fibroblast growth factor receptor signaling pathway
Cellular component (GO): endoplasmic reticulum
Source: RefSeq, a predicted model, not a curated record